Pygoscelis adeliae (Adelie penguin) is the source of this 1477-nucleotide messenger RNA. It is a transcript of the gene TPRN, whose product is annotated as taperin. Gene Ontology annotation, molecular function: phosphatase binding. The record is from RefSeq and is a predicted model, not a curated record. Lineage: Eukaryota; Metazoa; Chordata; Aves; Sphenisciformes; Spheniscidae. The transcript has 4 exons. Bases 12 to 716 code for a protein of 234 amino acids.
CUGACCUGGAGAUGGAGUUUUCCUCCAUGCCCCUCUACAGACCACACUCUGCCCUCCACCAGAGGGGAGGCAGCACCUUCACUGUUGUGCCCAAAAGGAAGCCCGUUGCCUCGGGGCUGCAGACUCUCACUAAUGCCAGUGGAAGUCCGCAGCAGGAGGAAGAGGAGGAGGAUGAGGAGAGCAAAGGAAAAGGCAAAGCCGUGGAGAACGCUGACGGGCCCCAAGCGGGGAUGUCCCAUAAAAAGCGCUACCCCACGGUGAACGAGAUCGAAGUGAUCGGGGGGUACCUGUCCCUGGAGAGGUCCUGCAUGAGCAAGACGGGCUCCCGCCGCAAGAAGAUGAAGAUCUCUUUCAAUGAGACAAGUUUGCAGACUAUGUUUGAGUACCCGUCAGAGAGCUCACUGGCAGAAGAAGAGGAGGAGGAAGAAGAAGAACAUUCUUCUGAAACAGAGGAGGACAAGCCUUGCACCUUUUACAUUCCACGCCCAAGUAGCACUUUGCAUCCCAGUACACCUAACUCAGCAGAUUUAUCCAGCUACACCCCAAAGCACUCCGUGAAGUUCAGCGGGUGGCAGGAGCAGAAAUAUGAAGAGAUGCCUGCCGCAGAGGGACCCCUCCCAAAGGAAGCUGAUUCCCAGGGGAACCAUGUCAUGCUCACCCCAGCAGAGAAGGGCGGACUCUCCGAUUUCAGCAGCGAGCCUGCUCUGUAUUUUUGAUCACUUCACCUUCUAGCCUGCAGCAGCGGCUGCUGGACAAAACGCGUCAGUGCACCUUCCAAAUGUCCAUGCAAGCACCACGGAAAUAAGCUUCUGGGUCCCUCCCUCACCACAGUUUUCGCUGGAUCCUGAUGCCAAGGGUGGACUAGAUGCUAUUGGGCAUCUUUGGAGAAUAUUUGCACUGGAUUCUGGGACCUAACUACUACUUUUAAGAUGUAUGAUUUAUUCUACCUGUGGCCUUGCAUAUUCCUUGUUCAAGAUCAGCUGCCGAUGAGGCAAGCAUCUUAAGAACAGAUCUGUAAUCCCGGGAUGGAUGUAGAUUCUCUCAGUGCUUAUCUGAGUCCGUCCAUCCAGGCACUGUACGGGGUCUGGACGGCUUUUGUAAUACUUCUCCCAUCAGAGGCCCCAGUGAAGAACGGUUCUAGAGUUGGAGCGCUGGGAGUAUCUGGGCAGUUAGCUGGAUUCACAGAAGUGGUUGUGAUUUGACAGCUAGAUUGGGUGUCAGUUUGGAAAACCGUUGAAGGUUCAUGGUUUGUUCUUGGCAUGUUUCUGGGUCUAGUUUCACUGAACCAUCGUGGAAUUGAUGUGCCAGUUACGUUCUUGUGAAGGAAACUGAACGCACUGUGUGAGGGAUGGGAAGGGGAAUAAAUGCCUUUAGCUUUAGGUGUCAUUUUUGCACUGAUCUGUAAAGAAGUGUCCAGACUGGCUUGAGCCUCCUGAAGAUUCCCAAACAUUGGCCACGGCUUUGAUCUGUCCGUACC